Messenger RNA from Adineta ricciae, 7731 nucleotides. The record is from the annotation of a GenBank genome assembly. NCBI's taxonomy places the organism in Eukaryota, Metazoa, Rotifera, Eurotatoria, Adinetida, Adinetidae.
AUGGUUUACUUCAACUCACAGAUCGCUGAUUCGACAGCUCCGUAUCGAAAUGUACGUCGUGUACAGUUCGGUAUCUUAUCACCGGAUGAAAUAAAACGUAUGUCAGUUACAAAUCCUCCAAUUGAACAUCCUGAAUUGAUGGAAGGAGGAAAACCUAAAGACCGUGGUCUAAUGGAUCCACGACAAGGACCACCUGAUCGAAAUUCCAAAUGUAAAACAUGUGCUGGUUCAUAUAUCGAUUGUCCAGGUCAUUUUGGUCAUAUCGAAUUAACAAAGCCAGUUUAUCAUGUUGCUUUUCUUUCGAAAGUCUUAAAAGUUCUACGUUGUAUCUGUUUUCAUUGUUCGAAAUUACUCGUUGAUCCAAAUGAUCCGAAAAUUGUUGAUAUUUUGAAAAAAACCAAGGGACAAUAUCGUCGACGUUUAGCUUUUGUUUUCGAUGUUUGUAAAGGACAAAAAGUUUGUAAAGGAAGUGAAAGUGACAACAACAACGAAGUAACAUUGAAAUACAGUGGUGGCUGCGGUCGUGCUCAACCAAAAUAUCGUCGAUCUGGGUUAGAUGUUUACAUCGAAUGGAAAAAUGUUCCGGAUGAAAAUCAAGAAAGAAAGAUGAAAUUAACUGCUGAACGUGUCUUAGCAAUUUUCAAAUCAAUUCCGGAUCAAAUUUGUCACAUACUUGGAAUGGAUCCACGUCAUGCAAGACCUGAUUGGAUGAUUAUCACUGUCCUACCUGUUCCACCCAUGUGUGUUCGCCCAUCUGUAUUAGUAUUUGGUACAGCACGUAGUCAAGAUGAUUUAACAUAUAAUUUAGCAAAUGUUUUGAAAGCAAAUAAAACUUUACGUGAAGAUGAACAACGUGGAACAGCUUCGCAUAUUGUUGAUGAACAUUUACAAUAUCUUCAAUAUCAUUGUGCAACAUUAAUUGAUAAUGAUAUGCCUGGAAUGCCUCAAUCAUGUCAUAAAAGUGGAAGACCAUUAAAAUCGAUCAAAGCACGUCUUAAAGGAAAAGAAGGACGAAUACGUGGCAAUUUAAUGGGAAAACGUGUUGAUUUCAGUGGUCGAACAGUUAUUACACCAGAUCCUAAUUUAGCUAUUGAUCAAGUUGGUGUGCCACGUUCAAUUGCACAAAAUUUAACAGUACCAGAAAUUGUUACACCAUUUAAUAUUGAAUGGUUACAAGAAUUAAUUCGUCGUAAUGGAGCGAAAUAUAUUAUUUGGGAAUCAGGUGAUCGAAUUGAUCUUCGUUUUCAUCCAAAAGCAACGGAUUUACAUUUACAAUGUGGUUAUAUUGUUGAACGACACAUGAUGGAUGAUGAUUUAGUUGUAUUCAAUCGUCAACCUACAUUACAUAAAAUGUCCAUGAUGUCACAUCGUGUAAAGAUUUUACCAUGGUCAACAUUUCGUUUAAAUUUAAGUGUGACAACACCAUACAAUGCUGAUUUUGAUGGUGAUGAAAUGAAUUUACAUUUACCACAAUCAGUUGAAGCCAAAGCUGAAUUAUCUCAAUUAAUGAUGGUACCACGUUUAAUUAUUACACCACAAUCGAAUCGUCCUGUUAUGGGUAUUGUACAAGAUACAUUAACAGCUGUGAGAAAAAUGACACGUCGUGAUGUAUUUAUUGAAAAAGCAGAUUUUAUGAAUUUAUUAAUGUUUUUACCAUCAUGGGAUGGACAUAUUCCACAAGCAGCAAUAUUGAAACCGAAACCAUUAUGGACCGGUAAACAAUUAUUUUCAUUAAUUUUACCAAAAGAAGUCAAUUGUGUACGUACACAUGGUCAACAUCCCGAUGAUGAAGAUAAUGGACCAUUUAAAUGGAUUUCACCAGGUGAUACAAAAGUCUUAGUCGAAAAUGGUCGUCUUCUUUCAGGAAUUCUUUGUAAACGAACAUUGGGAACAUCAGCUGGUUCAUUAGCACAUAUUGUUUUCAUGGAAUGUGGCCAUGAAAAAGCUGGAAAAUUAUAUUUUCAUAUUCAACUUGUUGUUAAUAAUUGGUUAAUGUUAGAAGGACAUUCCAUCGGUAUUGCUGAUACAAUUGCUGAUCAACAAACGUACGAAACCAUUCAAUCAACAAUCAAAAAAGCUAAAAAUGAAGUACACAAAGUUAUCGAACGUGCACAUCGUGAUGCUUUAGAACCAACACCUGGAAAUUCUUUAAGACAAACAUUUGAAAAUAUGGUCAAUGGUUUAUUGAAUAGUGCACGUGAUAAUACCGGUUCAUCAGCGCAAAAAUCUUUAUCGGAUUUCAAUCAAUUCAAAGCAAUGGUCGUUAGUGGAGCCAAAGGUUCAUCGAUUAACAUUUCUCAAGUUAUUGCUUGUGUCGGUCAACAAAACGUCGAAGGAAAACGUAUUCCAUUCGGUUUCAAACAUCGAACAUUACCACAUUUUAUUAAAGAUGAUUAUGGACCUGAAGCAAAAGGUUUCGUUGAAAAUUCUUAUUUACAAGGUUUAACUCCCGUAGAAUUUUAUUUCCAUGCUAUGGGUGGUCGUGAAGGUUUAAUUGAUACUGCGGUUAAAACAGCUGAAACUGGUUACAUUCAAAGAAGAUUAAUUAAAGCUAUGGAAUCAGUUAUGGUGAAAUAUGAUGGAACUGUUCGAAAUCAAAUUGAACAAUUAAUUCAAUUUACUUAUGGUGAAGAUGGUUUAGCUGGUGAAAACGUUGAAUUUCAAUCAAUUAUUUCAUUGAAACCAUCGAAUCAAUUUUUCGAACGUCUUUGUAAAUUCGAUUUAUCAUCUGGUGAAAAAUCUGUACGAAAAUAUCUUACUGAUGAAGCGAUUCGUGAAUUAUAUACGAAUGAAUCUUUACAAGCAAUAGAAGAUGAAUGGAAACAAUUGAACGAAGAUCGUUACAAUCUUCGUCAAAUCUUUCCAACAGGUGAUGCAUCGAAAAUCGUUUUGCCUUGUAAUUUAGAACGAUUAAUCUACAAUGCAAAGAAAACAUUUCAUAUCUCAAAUCGAACACAAACGAAUUUAUCGCCUAUGCAAGUUAUUCAAGGUUUACAACGAUUAACUGAACGAUUAAUCAUUGUUAAAGGUGAUGAUCGAUUAUCACAUGAAGCCCAAUACAAUGCAACGAUGUUAAUGAAUAUUUUGUUACGUUCAUCGUUAUCGUCGAGACAAGUUUUAGAAAAUCAUCGUUUAACUGAUGAAGCAUUCAAUUGGCUUUGUGGUGAAAUCGAAACACGAUUUCAACAAGCACAAGUUCAAGCUGGAGAGAUGGUUGGUGCAUUAGCUGCACAAUCUCUCGGUGAACCGGCAACACAAAUGACUUUGAAUACAUUUCACUACGCUGGUGUAAAUUAUCAACGUAUCGAAAAAACCGAAAACACCAUCNCACCAUACAAUGCUGAUUUUGAUGGUGAUGAAAUGAAUUUACAUUUACCACAAUCAGUUGAAGCCAAAGCUGAAUUAUCUCAAUUAAUGAUGGUACCACGUUUAAUUAUUACACCACAAUCCAAUCGUCCUGUUAUGGGUAUUGUACAAGAUACAUUAACAGCUGUGAGAAAAAUGACACGUCGUGAUGUAUUUAUUGAAAAAGCGGAUUUUAUGAAUUUAUUAAUGUUUUUACCAUCAUGGGAUGGACAUAUUCCACAAGCAGCAAUAUUGAAACCGAAACCAUUAUGGACCGGUAAACAAUUAUUUUCAUUAAUUUUACCGAAAGAAGUCAAUUGUGUCCGUACACAUGGUCAACAUCCCGAUGAUGAAGAUAAUGGGCCAUUUAAAUGGAUUUCACCAGGUGAUACAAAAGUCUUAGUCGAAAAUGGUCGUCUUCUUUCCGGAAUUCUUUGUAAACGAACAUUGGGGACAUCAGCUGGUUCAUUAGCACAUAUUGUUUUCAUGGAAUGUGGCCAUGAAAAAGCUGGAAAAUUAUAUUUUCAUAUUCAACUUGUUGUUAAUAAUUGGUUAAUGUUAGAAGGGCAUUCCAUCGGUAUUGCUGAUACAAUUGCCGAUCAACAAACGUACGAAACCAUUCAAUCAACAAUUAAAAAAGCUAAAAAUGAAGUACACAAAGUUAUCGAACGUGCGCAUCGUGAUGCUUUAGAACCAACACCUGGAAAUUCUCUAAGACAAACAUUUGAAAAUAUGGUCAAUGGUUUAUUGAAUAGUGCACGUGAUAAUACAGGUUCAUCUGCACAAAAAUCUUUAUCUGAUUUCAAUCAAUUCAAAGCGAUGGUCGUCAGUGGAGCCAAAGGUUCAUCGAUUAACAUUUCUCAAGUUAUUGCUUGUGUCGGUCAACAAAACGUCGAAGGAAAACGUAUUCCAUUCGGUUUCAAACAUCGAACAUUACCUCAUUUCAUUAAAGAUGAUUAUGGACCUGAAGCAAAAGGUUUCGUUGAAAAUUCUUAUUUACAAGGUUUAACUCCCGUCGAAUUUUAUUUCCAUGCUAUGGGUGGUCGUGAAGGUUUAAUUGAUACUGCGGUUAAAACAGCUGAAACUGGUUACAUUCAAAGAAGAUUAAUUAAAGCUAUGGAAUCAGUUAUGGUGAAAUAUGAUGGAACUGUUCGAAAUCAAAUUGAACAAUUAAUUCAAUUUACUUAUGGCGAAGAUGGUUUAGCUGGUGAAAACGUUGAAUUUCAAUCGAUUAUUUCAUUGAAACCAUCGAAUCGAUCCUUCGAACGUCUGUGUAAAUUCGAUUUAUCAUCUGGUGAAAAAUCUCUACGAAAAUAUCUCGCUGAUGAAGUGAUUCGUGAUUUAUAUAAGAAUGAAUCUUUACAAGCAAUAGAAGAUGAAUGGAAACAAUUGAACGAAGAUCGUUAUAAUCUUCGUCAAAUCUUUCCAACAGGUGAUGCAUCGAAAAUAGUUUUGCCUUGUAAUUUAGAACGAUUGAUCUACAAUGCAAAGAAAACAUUUCAUAUCUCAAAUCGAACACAAACGAAUUUAUCGCCCAUGCAAGUUAUUCAAGGUUUACAAAGAUUAACUGAACGAUUAAUCAUUGUUAAAGGCGAUGAUCGAUUAUCACAUGAAGCCCAACACAAUGCAACGAUGUUAAUGAACAUUUUGUUACGUUCAUCAUUAUCGUCGAGACAAGUUUUAGAAAAUCAUCGUUUGACUGAUGAAGCGUUCAAUUGGCUUUGUGGUGAAAUCGAAACACGAUUUCAACAAGCACAAGUUCAAGCUGGAGAGAUGGUUGGUGCAUUAGCUGCACAAUCUCUCGGUGAACCGGCAACACAAAUGACUUUGAAUACAUUUCACUACGCUGGUGUGUCAGCGAAAAACGUUACUUUAGGUGUACCGCGUCUCAAAGAAAUUAUCAACGUAUCGAAAAAACCGAAAACACCAUCGUUAACGGUUUAUUUAACUGGACAAGCAACAAACGAUGCAGAAAAAUGUAAACAAGUCUUGUGUCGUCUCGAACAUUGCACAUUGAGAAAAGUGACGGCAAAUACAGCGAUCUAUUAUGAUCCUGAUCCACAAGAAACAGUUAUUUCUGAAGAUCAAGAAUGGGUGAAUACGUAUUAUGAAAUGCCUGAUCAAGAUAUCACAAAUAUUUCUCAAUGGUUAUUACGAAUUGAAUUAGAUCGAAAACGAAUGACGGAUAAAACUUUAACUAUGGAACAAAUCUCUGAAAAGAUUUCUCAAGGCUUCGGUGAUUGUCUCAAUGUUAUAUUCAAUGAUGAUAAUGCAGAAAAACUUGUUUUACGUAUUCGUACAGUUGAUCAAACGAAAAAUGCAACAGGAGAAGAAGCCGAAGAUACAACACGAAUGGAUGAUGAUACAUUUUUACGUUGUUUAGAAUCAUCGAUGUUGUCUGAUUUAACUUUACAAGGUAUUGAAGCCAUUGCCAAAGUUUAUAUGGUCAAUCCAAAACUCGAUGAAUCGAAGAAACGUAUUCAAAUUAGUGAAAACGGUGAAAUUGAAAAAAUCGCUGAUUGGAUGUUAGAAACUGAUGGUACAGCAUUGAAGAAAGUCUUAUCAACAAAAGAUGUCGAUUCACGUCGAACAUUUACCAAUGAUGUUGUGGAAAUCUUCGAUGUACUCGGUAUUGAAGCUGUACGAAAAGCAAUUGAACGUGAAAUGAAUCAUGUCAUCUCAUUCGACGGUUCUUAUGUUAAUUAUCGUCAUUUAGCUUUGUUAUGUGAUGUUAUGACCACCAAAGGACACUUAAUGGCUAUUACAAGACAUGGUAUCAAUCGACAAGACGUUGGACCAAUUAUGAGAUGUUCAUUCGAAGAAACUGUCGAUGUUUUAAUGGAAGCAGCGGCACAUGCCGAAGCAGAUCCAUUGAAAGGUGUUUCAGAAAAUAUUCUUCUCGGACAAUUAGCCAAAAUCGGUACAGGUUCAUUUGAAUUAUUGUUAGAUGUAGAAAAAUGUGCAUCGGCUAUGGAAUUACCAAUGAAUUUUGGACAAGGACAAUUUGCUUUAAUGGGACAUGAAGCGCAACAAGAAUUCGAACGUGAUCGACAUGGUCCUGGAACGCCUUGGAUCAAUUCAUUGUCAACAACACCAUCGCAUUGGCCACAAACGCCUGCACAAAUGACACCGAUGGGACAAGGUGGAUUUUCACCAUCAUCAACAGCCGAUACAAUUGGCUUUUCACCUGCUUAUUCACCUGCAUAUCCAUCAUCACCUGGUAAUAUGUCACCAUCGCCAUAUACAAACAUUCAAUCGCCAUUAUCACCUUCAAGUUAUAAUCCACAAUCACCCGGCAAUUAUCCAGUUACAUCACCAUCGUAUUCACCGAAUUCACCAUCGUAUUCUCCAACCUCGCCAAGAUAUUCAUCAAAUGAUUUCUAUGGUUCGAAAUCUCCUCAUUAUAGCCCAACAAGUCCAUCCUAUGGCGCAACAAGUCCAACCUAUUCUGGUAGUGGUGCAAAACAAGGUUCAACAUCGCCAUUCUAUUCACCAACAAGUCCGUCUUAUUCACCAACAUCACCAUCAUACUCACCAAAUCGUUCAUAUUCACCAACAUCGCCAACUUAUUCAGCACAAAGUCCAGCAUUGAAAAAUCAAGCUUAUGGAACAUCACCUAAAUAUAGUCCAACAAGUCCAAGUUAUUCUCCAUCGUCACCAUCGUAUUCCCCAACAAGUCCAGGAUAUUCACCAUCAUCACCUGGCUAUUCACCAUCUAGUCCACGUUAUUCUCCAUCGUCACCCGGUUAUUCAAAUACUGGUCCAUCACCAAAGUAUUCACCAUCAUCAAAAUAUUCUCCACAAAGUCCAUCAUAUUCACCAUCAAGUCCUUCAUACACUCCAACAAGUCCAUCUUAUUCACCAACAUCACCAACGUAUAGUCCAACAUCUCCAACCUAUUCACCUCAAUCUCCAUCAGGCCCAUCGACACCUUCAUACAGUCCAACAUCUCCUACCUAUUCUCCAACAUCACCGCAAUAUUCACCAAGCGGUCAUGGUGGUAGCAGUGCAUCACCAACCUACUCACCAACAUCACCGACGUAUUCUCCAACAUCUCCUACAUAUUCCCCAACAUCACCGCAAUAUUCACCCAGUUCGCCAGUUUACAAACCAUCAGGCAGUCAAUCUGGUUACACCUCAUCUCUUUCCCCAACAUCACCACAAUAUAGUCCAACAUCACCAACAUAUUCUCCAUCUCAAUCAUCACCAAGAUAUAGUCCAACAUCUCCAAUCUACAGUCCAAAUAUUGGUUCACCACGUUAUAGUCCAACAUCACCUCAAUAUUCUCCUCAAUCUCCCGCAUCAUCAACAAUAUCUUCAUCAAUGUCUUCACCACGUACUCAUGAUGAUGAUGAUUUAAAUGACAAUGGAGACUUAAUGGAAUGA